UGUUUGUUUGUUUGGGUUUUUUACUCCUUCUGUGUUCUGGCUCUCUGCAAGACGACAGCAAAUUGUACAGCAAAAGAAAAUUGCCGAACAUCAGCUUCAUGGCCAAGCGUGGGCCGAGUGCAUCAGCGAUACAACGCCGUUCUACCUACGGGUGAAAUAUUUUCGCAUUUAAAAUUAAACGCGGUCCCUGCAACGAGCGACCACCAUACAACUUUACACCAACCUUGUGUGCAUUCUUCAGCAGCAUCAUCAUCCACCAGGCAUUUUGGGGGUUCUAAGCGAAGCCCCUUCUUUCUCCCCACACCCGGUGCAAGCGAAGAAAACGUGGCUCCGGACAGGAGAGCAACGAAAGCGAGACCACAAAAAAUGAUGACUCGACGGAAAUCGGUACACGAAUCGACGAUGCAGGCGCAACUGCAGCUACAAGAGCGUGCAACCGAAGAGCAGCUAGCGCUUGGUGCAUUGGCGACCGGAUUCGCCAACAUACUCGGCCCAUCGCAAAGCAGCAGCACGGUCAGUCACAGCUCGUCAGUAGCGACCAGUAGCAGUAGUAGCAGCACCACAGGAACCGCAACACAACCAACACAAUCGAAGCAGGCAGCGGCGAACGGAUUAGAAACGGCGAAAAAGAGCUCGAUCUGUUCAGCAACAGUUACAUCGGCCACAUCGACCGCUCCCAGUAGUAGUAAUCUAGCGGCAAAGCACUCCGCCAUGGGAAGGAGUAAAACACCACGGAUCUCGAAACGAAGCGCACCGAUCGAUGUACCGCAAUCGACAGGAGCAGGCAGCUCGGGCACAAACACAACCACUGCACUAAACAGUACGCUAGUGGGUUCCAAUGCCACGCACGGUUCGGGAGGAACAGGCACAGCAGCAGCAUGCCCGAACCCUGUCCAGCAAACGCUCGCCCAGAACGGUAUGGAUCCGGACGAAAUACCGAAGUUUAAGGGUUACCGUAUCAUCGAGAUAGACCAUUUCCUGCAGUGGGCUGCCUACUCCCAGUUUAUGCACUCGAAGCACUGUCCCGGUGGGUUGCUGAAACCUUACCAGGAAUACAUUAGUGGAUGCUACUCCACGUUCGCCAUGAAGUGUAGCAAGUGUUCCGCGAUCAUAACACGCUCCUCGGAGAACUACAUCCAUCACAACAAGCUGAUGAACCGUUUGGUGAAGGGUACGGUACAGCUGGGUAAAGAUUACGACGAGAUGCAACAGUUUAUGGAAUCGCUCGAGGUACCGUUUGUGACGCGCGAAGAGUUCCAAUCGAUCCGGGGCCAGGUUAGCUCCUCGCUGGAAGAUCAAUCGGCGCUGCAGCGUGCGGUGGAAGAGCUGGAACGGGCGGCAUCCGUCGCUUCGAAACGGAAGCGACACGGUAGCUGCAAGUAUCACUACGAGGUGCUGAAGGUGUAUUUGAACAAGAAGAUGAAGAAAAUAGAAGAAAAUCUACAGCUUUCGGUUAACGAUUCGGUAGCGCUGGCGGUAAAUGCACAUCUGAAGAAUGUCUCCCACGUGCAACUGGUUCCAAAUGGUCUCACUAACACUACCACAAACUGUACAGCGAUCGGGGGUGUAAAUGGUGGCAUCAGUACCACCACGACCAGUAACAGUAUUGGAAAUCUCGCAAUUGGAACGAUCAACGUGCAGAGCGUGCCCAUGGCAACGUCCCUGAACGGUAGCAACAGCAGUAACAGCAGCAACAGUAUGUACAGCAGCAGUAGCGUUAGCAGUUGUAGCCGGUCCGGAACCGGUGGCACCGUUCAGCUGUCCCUGCCCGAACCUACGAUCGGUGGUGGUGGAGGUGGUGGUGGCGGCGGCGGUGGUGGUAUGGUAGGUGGCCGAAUUCCACCAGUCAACCGUGAACAGCACCACUGACCACUGGAACAGUUGGAAUGGUUGGGCUACUGGUUACCGGACGGAUAGGUACUGCUGUAAGCCGAGUGCGCGGUCACGUGCCAACUGUGGUAAUCGGACGAAACGAAACGAAGAACACAACAUUCGGGUAUCAGUACGUAUCUCGUCAUUAUUAUUUGCUUAACUGCUAGUAUCGAAGAUCUUAUCAGACUAUAUGAAAGAAUUAUUCUAAACAUACUCAACAACAGGAUCGGGUGAGUAAAACGAUAUUUUACCCAUUAGUUUUAGAAUCAUUUUUUUAUGUUCUUUUUUUUAUCUCAAACGCUUGUCUUGUUCGGACAAGUUAACAGUUAGCGUUAGUUAACGAAAACGAAUAACAAUCAUCAGGGUUAUCAAUUACCGAAUAGAUGAAUGCGUGCAAAAACAACGAGAUUAUUCAGAUGUGAAGGAUGGACAGGUAAACACGUAAUGUAUUAUGUGGCUAGUGGACUGUACACGUACAUACACAAAUAUACAGUGAUUAGACGGACGAACGUGUCCUUAGUAAGGAAUCCUUAACACUCACACCAGAUGAGUAUGGGUUUAUAAGUUUAAGGAACACGAACAAUGUUCUACCUUCGCUCCCAAAAGCACAUAGAAGCAUAGUGGUUUAGUUUAAAGCCGUUAAAGGAAUCAUAUUUUCUUGCCAACUCAGACUUAAAAAAACCUUGCCGACGAUCAUUUGUAACCCUAAGAGUUCCUGUCUGUCCCAACUCAGUUCCUGUUCAAUUUUGAAUGUUUCUGUCAGCGGAACGAGCUAGCCGGGUCGACGAACCGAGCGAAGGUGGACGCAAUUUCGCUCGUGUUCCUUGCGCUGUGUAAAAUGUCGUACUUAAAUUAGCCUUUACCGAUGUCGAUGGCGUACGAAACUCAUUGAGUGAGUUCGAGAUGGAAGAUAUUAUUUACCUGCUCGAUACUUUUAACCUUAUUUUUUUAUUAUUAUUUACAUUACCCCAAUGCAUACACGAGCAAAAAAAAAGAGUGUAAUGUAAUGCGCUAAUGUUAAGGUAGAACCACCAAAAGUCACAGGGCCGAACAGUGAUGGAGGGAGAGUACCGUGUUGCGGAUAGGUAGUUUUUAAAUAAACAAAAUACAAAUGAUGUAUCAAACGA
This is a messenger RNA of Anopheles stephensi (Asian malaria mosquito), 2999 nucleotides long. Its product is annotated as A-agglutinin anchorage subunit-like. Lineage: Eukaryota; Metazoa; Arthropoda; Insecta; Diptera; Culicidae. The transcript is spliced from 2 exons. The record is from RefSeq and is a predicted model, not a curated record. Bases 367 to 1869 code for a protein of 500 amino acids.